AUGUCCAAACGUGAAUUAAUUCUCAAAUUAUCAAAUAUUUUUAUCUACCUUGCAACUAUUGGUGUUGUUGUCUUUGGUGGCUACUUGGAUCGGGAUAAAAAAGACAGAGAUGAUGUUUACAUUUUACCAGCCUUUUACACCUUUUGUAUUUGGUUCUUUAUCCAAGCUCUACUUUUUGGAUUCAUAAUUUAUCAAUGGUUUGAACCUGCUAAUGAUGUCACAGUUGAAGGUGUUAGUUGGUAUAAUGUCGCUGCUGGUACAUUAUCCAUCAUUUGGUUUUUACUUGCUUACAGGUUGUCACUUUCAUUUAUACCUAUAGCAAUUUGGACUUCCACAGUUAUGCCAGAUAUUAUGUCUUUUUUAACUUCAUCAACUCCUAAUAUAAUAAGUGCCAAAUCAUACUCUUUUUAUGACAAGCAUAUUCACCCAAAAUCAAAUGAUAAUUACUUUUAA
Molecule: messenger RNA, 453 nt
Organism: Entrophospora sp. SA101
Lineage: Eukaryota; Fungi; Glomeromycota; Glomeromycetes; Entrophosporales; Entrophosporaceae
Source: the annotation of a GenBank genome assembly